AUGGCAGACCUUCAGGAGCUGUUCAAUGAUGCUAUAGAGCCCCUUCCGCCCAUCGAUGAUGAGAAGUUCGCGCCUCACUUCGAUAGCUUUGCAAGUAGACAAGUAGUUCUCCUAGGCGAUGGGACACACGGCACAUCUGAAUUCUAUCGCGCACGCGCCGAGAUCACCAAGCGUCUCAUCAAGGUUCACGGCUAUACCAUCGUCGCCGUUGAGACUGAUUGGCCUGACGCGGAGGCCGUUGACCGUUAUGUGAGGAUGCGACCAGGCCCCAAAGCCAGGAUCGGAGGCACGGCAUAUGGACAGGAAAAACAUGAGCCCUUUAAGCGAUUUCCAACCUGGAUGUGGCGCAAUCGCGAGAUGCAGGAACUGGUGGAGUGGAUGCGUGAAUGGAACAAGGAUCAACCAGAAGAGAGCCGAGCGGGUUUCUAUGGCCUGGAUCUCUACAGCAUGGGCUCAUCGAUGAAAGCGGUUAUCGAGUAUCUUGACCGAGUAGAUCCUGCAGCAGGCAAACAAGCUCGGGUACUAUACGGAUGUCUGGACCCAUGGGCUGACGACCCGGUAGCCUACGGUCUGGCCAACAUGCAAGGUAUGCGAGAUUGUGAAGCUCAAGUCGUGCAGAUUUUGCGGGACUUUCUGAAAAAUCGGCUGGAAUACAUGCAGAGCGACAUUCUCGAUGGCGAGGAAUUCCAGAGUGGCAAGCAAAAUGCCUACCUUGUUCGUGACGCAGAAAGAUAUUACAAGGCUAUGUACUGGAGCUCCACCAGCUCAUGGUCUUUGCGCGAUACACACAUGUUCGAGACAUUGGCUCGUAUACUGCAAGCCCGCCCUCCGCCUCGCGAUAAAGCAGUGGUAUGGGCGCACAAUUCGCACGUUGGAGAUGCUCGCUUUACCAGCAUGGGAUCUCGUCGCAAUGAAAUUAAUAUUGGCCAGCUUUGCCGGGAACGUCUGAGUCCUGGCAAUGUCUCAAUCAUUGGAUGUGGUACUCAUACCGGCACAGUCGCCGCGGCACGCGAGUGGGACGAGGAUAUGGAAAUCAUGAACGUGCGACCUUCGAGAGAUGAUAGCUGGGAAAAAGUGGCACACGAUACUGGUGUCGAACGCUUUCUUCUUGACCUUCGACAGGCUCAUCAUGAUCCUGAGCUGUAUGAUGCUUUGUCGAAAGAGGAUCGUCUGCAACGCUUCAUUGGCGUGAUCUACAAGCCCAAGACUGAGAAGACUUCUCACUACUCCCACGCAGUUCUUCAUGAACAAUUUGACGGUUUCAUAUUUUUUGAUCGUACCGAGGCUGUGAAACCAUUGGAGACAAUACAGCCUGCAACACCUUUGGGGAAAGGAGAGACUUAUCCGUUCGGGCUUUAG
Messenger RNA from Penicillium maclennaniae, 1359 nucleotides. RefSeq names its product putative erythromycin esterase. Gene Ontology annotation, biological process: response to antibiotic. The transcript has a single exon. The coding region runs from base 1 to 1359 and encodes 452 amino acids. Lineage: Eukaryota; Fungi; Ascomycota; Eurotiomycetes; Eurotiales; Aspergillaceae. The record is from RefSeq and is a predicted model, not a curated record.